This is a messenger RNA of Rhipicephalus sanguineus (brown dog tick), 513 nucleotides long. RefSeq lists its product as uncharacterized. The coding region runs from base 1 to 513 and encodes 170 amino acids. The record is from RefSeq and is a predicted model, not a curated record. NCBI's taxonomy places the organism in Eukaryota, Metazoa, Arthropoda, Arachnida, Ixodida, Ixodidae. The transcript is spliced from 2 exons.
AUGGCAAGGAGUGCCUUGUACACGGCCCGGCACAACGCCGUGGUCGCCCGCAUCCGCACCGCAGCGUCCAGGACCAUCAGCAUCGCCUUUGAGAACCGUCCUGUCGGCGAUACCGGACUGCGGCCAGACCUUGUCCUCGUUCGUGGAGAAGAAGCCAUCGUGCUGAACGUGGCGUGUCCCUUUGAAAACACGCGCGAGGCGUUCACGAACACGAGAAACGACAAGGUCUCCCGCUACGAGCCAGUCGCCGCUUACCUCCGCCGACGCUACCAGCGGGUCUCGGUGGCAGCCGUCAUCGUCGGUGCGUUGGGCGCUUGGGACCCGGACAACGACCGCGUCCUGCGCCGACUCUGCUCCCGACCCUACCUGCGGCUGUUUAAAAAGAUCUGCGUCAGCGAGGUGCUGGCGGCGUCGCAGAACAUAUACCACGUCCAUCAACUGCUGCUCACCGAAGGAACGUCGUUUGAGGAGGCAGUGUUCACAGGAUUCUUUCACAGCACAGAUUCAGUGUAA